Molecule: messenger RNA, 531 nt
Organism: Artibeus jamaicensis (Jamaican fruit-eating bat)
Lineage: Eukaryota; Metazoa; Chordata; Mammalia; Chiroptera; Phyllostomidae
Gene: LEAP2
Product: liver enriched antimicrobial peptide 2
Exons: 3
Coding region: 53-286 (77 amino acids)
Biological process (GO): antimicrobial humoral immune response mediated by antimicrobial peptide; defense response to bacterium
Source: RefSeq, a predicted model, not a curated record
AGGAAGUGGGAACUGUCCCGGGGUUUCAGGCUCCAACGCCCGCCCCAUCAAGAUGUGGCACCUCAAACUCUUAGCAGUGCUCAUGGUCUGCCUGUUGCUGUCGGGCCAGGCAGAUGGCUCCCCAGUGUGGCAACUGAGUUCACCGAAGAAAAGGCUGCGGAGAAUGACCCCAUUUUGGAGAGGGGUUUCCCUCAGGCCCAUUGGGGCCUCCUGCCGGGACGAUUCGGAGUGUGUCACCAGGCUAUGCAGAAAGAGACGCUGUUCCCUAAGCGUGGCCCAGGAGUGACGCACGGACAAGGGGAGAGGACAGCACUCACAGCCACACUCUGUUCUAUGGACACUGGCUCACUGCACACUGGCUAGAGACACUUGGGUGAAGCCAUCUCGUGUUUUUAAUAUUUAAAGACAGAUGUUUGCUUCAAAUUGGUCUUCGUUUCUUUUUAGAGUGUUGAUGUUUUGAUGACUGUAUCUUAACUUGUCAAUUUAGAGUUUAUUUUUCUACGUAUACUAUUAAACGCCUCAAACGUGAAA